GUUAAUAGUUAUUGAAUAUUAACAAAAUUAACAUUAAAAGGUAUUUAUUUAUGAUUAUAAAUUAUUCAUGGUAAAUCGACUUUAGGGCUAUUAGUUUAUGAGAUAUAAAUAUUAAAAUUUAGAUGAGCGGAGUAGUGGACAUACAUUUGGCAAUUGGCGGGGCAAGCCCGUAUCACUCAACUCCGCUCAUCUUAACUUUAAAUACUUAUAAGUUAUAACGCAUAGACUACUCGCACUAAAUUCGAUUUUUAGUAGAAGUAUCGAAAUACUUAGAAAAAUAUUCUACUUUGUAAUAUUAUGAAAUUAAAACUUUGUUGUCAAACAAAAAUUUUAAAAAAGUUAAAAAAUUUUUAUUAACAAAGUUGUUUUGUAAACGACUCGAAACUAGGUACCUGUGUAAAAAAUAUUUUCAAAAACAAUUACACUUUUUGAAAUAAUGAGUGUUCAAUUUUAAAUAAAUCACCCUGUAUAGUCUCUCGGGUAAGCACAAACGUUUAAAAACUAAAAGGGUUAUACCUACUUUUAAUCAUGUCAUCAUAAGGUAUAAAUCACCCACGUAUAAAAAAAUCUCAGAUAGGGCUAAAGCCCAAUCAGCCCUACCCGUGCGCACGCCUAUGGAUAUAAUAAUAUAAUGCAAGAAUUGGUUUUAAUAUUUUGAAUUUUGUAUAAACCAUGGACAAAGGACAUAUUUAUCAAAAUAUAUAAUAAUAUUUUCCUCUUAUUUUAUUGAUUAUUGAAUAAGUAUGAUGGAAAAAAUCAGGAAAUUAACUAUACUCUGCUCAGCGAGAGACCGCACCGCUUGGCGCGUACCGGCGAAAACUGGUUCCCCGCGUAACACCCUGCCAUUGGGAAACCAGGUUCGAUAGCAUGGUGACGCGGAGAGAUGCGCAGAAUCGGAAUAUAAGUGACGAUGUCUAUUUUUAACAUUAGUGGACGUAAUUUAUAAUUUUAUUAUCGAUAAAAAUAAAACCGCCAGAAUUAAACAGUGUAUAAGGAUACACUGGACAAUCUGCGUAAAUAAUAACCGUUGUCGUCCGAGUCGAUCGCGCUUGUUUACUUUUGGAUAACAUGAAAUGCAAGCACGCAUUAUGAUUGUACUCUGCGUCUACGCAAGUUAGAAGCACACCAUAGCCGUCAUUAAAAGAACAAUUUUUUAUUUGUUGAUUCUGUUAGUGUUCUGUGUUUUAAGUGUUAAAAUGGAAUUUAAAAAGUAUUAUUACGUGAAGAAUGGCCAAGGAAGACAUAACGGUGUAACGUAAGUACACUGUAUAGAUACUUAUUUAUUCAUUAAUUUAUUUUAUCAACUGAAGUGAUGGAUUUAGAAUGUAACAAAACUGUGUACAGAGUCUUAGAAAUUUACCUGACCCCAUUAAUCAAAAACAUACCUUACAGGUACUACAAAUGUAAAUUUGCAAAAAAGUUUUUUUGUAACGCAACUUUGAAGGAACUUCCUAAUGGACAAAAGAUUACAAAUCGAACUCAUAACCACGACGUGGAUUUAAAUGUGGUUCGUAUGGCGCAGUUUAAAAAACGUUUGGAAAUGAGAUCUGCUACGGAUUUGAUUCCACUGACUCAAAUUUAUGACGAGGAAGCACGCAAUUUUCCAGAAUCAGCCUCAAAUUACACUAAACAUUCGGCUGAGAGUUUUAUGAGAAGGGCAAGGACAUUGUCACUUCCAAUGAUUCCUGAGACCAUAAGUGAUCUGGCCAAUCUAUUUAUAGCCGGAAAUUUAAACCGAUAUAGUGUUGAUGGAGAAGUAGUUUAUAAAGGUUGUGUACAGGAUACAAAUGGCAAGUUUUCUAUAGUAUUUGCAUCACAGUCUCUGAUAACUAAUGCUCUUACUAUGUGUAAGCGAGAGUUACACGCUGAUGCUACUUUUCGAAUAGUCCCUUCAAAGCCCAAAUUUUACCAACUGUUGACAUUACAUGGUAUAAUAGAAAAUCAUAGUAUACCACUAGUUUAUGCUUUGAUGGAGUCUAAAAAGAAAUGUAGUUAUCAAGCUGUGUUGAGUUACAUUAAAACUCAACUUCUUCCAAACUUUAACCCCCGUAAAAUACUAACAGAUUUUGAAACUGGCUUGAGCAAAACAUUGCAAGACUACUUUCCUUCAGCGAGACGGGUUGGUUGCUGGUUUCAUCACAACCAAGCAGUGUGGAAGAAGAUGAAAAGUCUUGGAUAUUUAAAUUUGGUGAAUGAAAAUCAACAUGCUCUUAAUACAUUAAGACGCAUUAUGGUGCUACCCUUGUUACCUGGAGAUAAAAUCAAUCAAGGCCUAAGAUCUGUAAAGAGAUAUGCGCGAAGAAAUGAUAUUAAUAUGAACCUACUAUUUGAUUAUUAUGAAAGGUUUUGGAUUGCCAAAGUAGGAUGUGAUGUAUUAUCUGUUCAUAAUCAACCCAGGAGAACAAACAACCAUCUAGAAUCAUUUCACAAUAAGUUGAGAUAUUCCUUUGGAGUGGCACACCCAAAUCUGUGGAUAUUUCUUAAUAAGUUGUGUAAUUUAAUGCAAGGUACAUCGAUUGUAGUAAACCAACUAUCGAAUGGGCUGAAUCCCACAAGAAAUACUAGAGGAAAAUUUAUUGCUAAUAGUAUAAAAAUAAAAUAUGCUACUCAACAACUACAUCUUGGUCUCAUCAACAUAGAAGAAUUUUUAAAACGAUGUUCGUAUUCCGUAGCAUCAUAUGAAGAACGAUUAAGAAAUUUUUCACUUAACAUAACAUAUGAAAAUGAAAAUGAAGAAGACUAUAGAAUUCAAGAACAAGAAGAUAAUAAUCAACAACCAGAAGAUGCAGUAGAGACAAUAGAUGAUGAUGACCUCGAACUCAAUAAUAUCUUAAACAAUAAUGAACCUAAUGAUAUUGGAAGCCCUCUGUUGGAAAAUAUAGAUGAUCAAAUGGUAAACAUUCAACAAGAUGAAAGCGGCAACCAACAGGAUUGGAAUGAAGAAGAUUUUAUUAUUGAAGAGGAAUUAGAUCCUGAUAUAAUACGGAUGAUGGAAACUGACAACAGAAUAAGAAUGUUGGAAAUAGAAAAUAUACCAUUUGUUCAGGUUCCAUCUGUUCUUCCUCCAAUUACAAACUCUGAUCAAAUGUGUGUAGUUUGCACUGUUUCAGAAAAAACUCAUGCAUUCAUACCUUGUGGACACAUAGCUGUGUGUGGUGAUUGCCUAGUAUUAUUAGACCCGCAACGCUGUCCAUUAUGUAACCAGGAAUUUACAACAUUUUUAAGAAUUUGGUCAUAAUAAUUAUAUAUUAUAUAGAUAAUAAUAAUAAUAAUUUAUUUAAAUAAAAAGAGUAUGCCUUAUUAAAACAAUAAAAUUGUUAUUCAAUUGGUAUUAGGUAGUACUACCAAUACCACAUUUAUAAUGCCAAUUCUAUAUGCCUAAAUAGAUACUUCAAAUAACAUUAAUAUCGACUCUUAAAAACUUGAGGGGAAUGUCCAGACUGUACCCAGUGGGUUUUAUUUUAAAUAAAUAUAUAAAACAUUUUUUUAUUUGUUAUAUUUGAACUUUUUUAGCAAAUAUAACAUAUACCAGGCAUUUAAUUAUUUAAGUGUCUAAUAAGUGUUUGACCAAUUAAAAUUUGUUUUUAUAUAUCACUAAUAUUGGAUUUUUUAAGAACAUGCUGUCACACAUUGCUCCAUAUAUAGGUACUGUACAGUCAGGGUACAUAUAUAAAUAAAAUAUAAUGGAUUACAAUUUAUAAAAAUUAUGUAUUUUAUAAUGUAUACAACAAUAUUAUAU
Molecule: messenger RNA, 3739 nt
Organism: Acyrthosiphon pisum (pea aphid)
Lineage: Eukaryota; Metazoa; Arthropoda; Insecta; Hemiptera; Aphididae
Exons: 10
Coding region: 1313-3238 (641 amino acids)
Source: RefSeq, a predicted model, not a curated record